UUCAACCAUCAAACGUGUCCAACCAAACUCCAUGUUCGUGCCUCCUCUAUGCCACUGUUGUUUUGGUUUGGUUUAGUUGGUUUUUUGUUUUUGUUUCCCACCCUUUCUUUUUCUCUCUAGAAUGUUGUCAAAUACAAAUACAGUUGCACCCUUGUCUUGAAGGAUUACAAAAACAUAGUUUUCUUUGGAACCUAGUAUUAUCAUUACCUGUGGUGGUGGUUGUGUGCUGAUCUUUGUUUCCCAUGUGCUGACUUGGUUUUCUUCACCCCUUUUUUUCGUUUCCUACCGUUUAAUCUUUCUCCAUUUGGGUUUACUAGCUUUCCUCUUUCCUUUGGUCUUGGGGUUGAAAAGCUCAAAUUUUGAGGAUUGAAAGAGAGUUGGUGUGUGAAAAAUCAGCUACUUCUCUUCAGCUUGUUAAUGGGUUUGUGUUGAGGUGCUCUUGGCUCUUCCUGGAUCCAGGUUUUUCUGGUUAUUGAUCUUAUAACUCUUAGUCUUUAAUUGAAAGAAGAUGACUGUGAGAGAACCCUGAAUAGUUUGAAAGAGGUAGAAGAUGGAAAAUACAGGCUUAUUGAUUCAAAAAGAGAAUCACAGGAAAAAGGAUUCAUUGCAUCGUUUGUGCAAUGAUAAGGAAUUAUCAGAUGAAGACUCUUCAAAAUCACAGUUAAAGAAGUUGAUUAAAAGAUCAAACUCUCAUCGGGCACUAGUUGUAAAUGCUAUCCAAUCUCAAAUUAGUAAAGUUUUCUUCAAGGAUUUAUUCUUUGGACGUGUCCAUGGACUAGAUAAUAGGAUUCCAAAGCAUAUGGUGAGUGUGGACGAGAAAUAUCUUCGUCGCUGUCUGGAAUUUGUGCAUAACAGUGCAUUAAAAGCAGCUCAAUGCAGCAUACCUGUAAGCUUAAGAGCCACCAACAUGGGGACUUUAUCAGAAACCUUGAAUACAGCUGAGUUUUUUGGUGGAAUGCCAUGUGGUUCAGGACAAUUUGUCUUUGAAUGUCCUAUAACCGCCGAGACCGGGAGAGUAUUUAUAAGUGCUAAUGGUGGAGAAGAGUGGACUUUAGGUUCAGUAAUGGGGAGCAAGAGUAUGAUAAAUAUAUUGAAUAGUGAUCUGCUUCAGCACUUUGGUGCUUCAGAUAGAAAUGACAAUUUGAACAGGAUGAACUUUUCUGAUGCUAAAGGAAUGAUAUGCUAUGAUUUUAUGGACUCUCCGAGCAGUUUAAGUAUCUCUUCAUCACAUAAAUUAGAAAAGGAAACACCAUUGGUGCAAAGUCAUAAGUAUGGCCCCAUUUCUGUUCAUAAAAGGCUUGCUUCCACUUCUAGCACUGCCUCUACUUGUUCCGAUUGGUUGUCUUCGGCUUCUUCUACUCCAUCUCAGGGAAUGAUCCAAUGUACAUGGAAACGAGGGAUUCCUCAUUUUGUUUUUUCUGCAGAUGAUCAGAAGGAGGUCUAUGUAGCAAACUUGAGGAAGGUUGAUUCGUCAGAUGAUAAGGCUUUGGACUAUGUGUACCAGUUUCACUUGAAUAAGGGGGGCCAGAAGAGUCGUCAUAUUCCUGAGAGUGAUUUGCAGCUUGUUGGUAAGAUGCAUGUAUCCACAAGUUUCACCCUUUGCCAGAACAAUUGUAGAAUAAUGGAGAGAGAGUUUACAUUAUUCAGUAACAUUGAAAUUUAUGACAAAGAAAUGUACACAUCAGAACAUCCUCACAGGAAGAACAAGGGGCUGUCAAAGAAGGUGUCACAAGUUUUCAGAACUAGUCCAUCAUCAAAACGCAGAACACUCUCAAGGUUUGGUGGAUCAAGUUCCAUAGAGGAGAGUUGUCCUUGGGAUCCACAUGCUGUUGGUAGGACCAAUUUAUUAGAGACUAAUAAUGUUCCUCCAAAUUUUGAGAUGGCUGCAAUUGUUGUGAAAGACCAUCUUCCUUGUAAUAGAGCAGACAAAGUAGGUGGCUGGGGUUUAAAAUUUCUCCACAAAUCUGGAUCAAAUCAAUUCACAUUGCCUUCUGAAAGUUGUAAUAGAAAUAAUGGUGAUUGCUCAACUAGCAUGAGCAUUCUAAUUCCAGCAGGCCUUCAUGGCGGGCCAAGAAUCAGAAAUGGUGGCCCAUCCAGUCUGAUAGAUAGAUGGAGGUCUGGGGGCCACUGUGACUGUGGUGGUUGGGAUGAGGGAUGUCCUCUGACAGUACUUCAGAGAAGAUCUAGUAAAGGAGAGGUUCUGUCUCAAGUUGAUACACAAGAGUGCAAGUCAGUUGAUUUAGUUACUCAGGGUUCAAGCAAUUUCAGCUCCACCUUGAGGAUGGUCAAUGUUCAUGACGGUCUAUAUUUUAUUCAUUUUCAUCCAGCUCUGUCUGCACUACAAUCUUUCUCCAUUGCUGUGGCAAUAAUUCAUGCGCAAAGUCCUUCUCUUCGGCCCAACAGUGCACAGGAGCUGUCAUAACAAAAAGUUAAAAAUUGAGGUUAUUUAACGGUCACAAGUCCCUUACUGUAUUAUAUAAGCAACUGAAGAGAAGAUUUAGGUUUUUAUACAUGAAUCUUUGGGGUUUUUUUAUUUUUUUGGUGAGUGAAUCGGGGUUUUUGUUCCGAUGUUUAAGGUUGUUAUUUUCAUACUGUAAGAUGUUAUCUUAUUUAGGAGAACUAGCUUUGUUUGUCUUUUCUCACAGUUCGUAGACAAGAACUAUUGUAGCCAUUUCCUCAUUCUUUUUUGUUGAAGAGGAUAGAAUGUAAAAGGGUUUGUUGAAGAAAAUUUGGUAAAUUGUAGCAUUGAGAUUGGGUUUGUUAUGGUUGUGGAUGAGAAGUGGAAUUAGCACUUAAUCUGAAGAAUAACUAUUUGAAGAUAGCAAUUCAGUAAUGUAUCAUGACUCAUGAUGCUUUGAUACAAAGCAUAUGUGAGAUUUUGUUUCUUCUAAUUUCUCU
This is a messenger RNA of Gastrolobium bilobum, 2898 nucleotides long. RefSeq lists its product as uncharacterized. Lineage: Eukaryota; Viridiplantae; Streptophyta; Magnoliopsida; Fabales; Fabaceae. The record is from RefSeq and is a predicted model, not a curated record. The coding region runs from base 551 to 2422 and encodes 623 amino acids. The transcript is spliced from 3 exons.